AUGAGUCGCGUUCAACCACUUACGUUAACAAAAAUAAUCCAGAGUGCUUUCGUUCUAUUAAUGGUGGUGUUGUGCGACAUUUGGAGGUGCGGCCCUGGCUAUGGAUUUGGGGUCCGACUGUACAACGAUUGCAGUAGUCGAAAUGUCAGGGUUGACUACCGGGGACGAGUUCUCGCCGACGACGAGACUUCGAAUCCAUUUCAAAACCUAACCGUCAAAUCCAUGGACUUCAGUAUUCGACUGUCGAUAUUCGCUGAGGAGUCGCAUCGGUAUUUGUGUUUCAACAACAAAUGGUCCCUUGUUGGUUCGAAACAUUUCCGCGGCCCGAAGUGUCUGUUCUACGAGGAGAUGCUGUCCACUGGGUACACACGGUACAAGUCGGUGGUCGACAAGUCGCGGUACAUAGGUUUCAACCGGCGGGGCCGUCCAAUGAGGCGGCACGUGUUCCACACGGACCCGCUGAACCGAUGCCUGAACUUCCUCAAGCUGGACACCAAGUUUGACAUCGGUGACCAUAAUCGCAAGGUGGCCGCUUCGUCGGGCAAGACCAUUGCCAUCGGCGGCAGCGGAGGAAAGCGCAACGGCUCGUCCAAGAGACCGAUAGCGUCGGCCGGUAGCGGUUACAACAGAAAAUCGCUAACGACCUCCACAACGACAACGACCACCACCACCACCACCACCACCACCACCACCACAACGACCACUACACCACCACCACCACCACCUCCACCAUCACCGUCAACACAUCCUUCUUCUAAACCACCAGUCAAGCACAGUCGAAUUCGGUUCAGACAUAACCGGCGCAACAGACACCGUCCCGAAGCCCUUCAAUCGUUAGAUCAAGACUAG
Molecule: messenger RNA, 849 nt
Organism: Macrosiphum euphorbiae (potato aphid)
Lineage: Eukaryota; Metazoa; Arthropoda; Insecta; Hemiptera; Aphididae
Source: the annotation of a GenBank genome assembly